Anoplopoma fimbria (sablefish) is the source of this 4092-nucleotide messenger RNA. Its product is annotated as ceramide transfer protein-like. Gene Ontology annotation, biological process: ER to Golgi ceramide transport. The transcript has 18 exons. The coding region runs from base 518 to 2386 and encodes 622 amino acids. NCBI's taxonomy places the organism in Eukaryota, Metazoa, Chordata, Actinopteri, Perciformes, Anoplopomatidae. Gene Ontology annotation, molecular function: phosphatidylinositol-4-phosphate binding. The record is from RefSeq and is a predicted model, not a curated record. Gene Ontology annotation, cellular component: Golgi apparatus.
UCCUCCCCCCACCAGCCAGCCAGUCCUCCGCUACGGCUAACUGAACUGCGGAACUUCAGCAGCCACAGAGACCGUUGCUCGUCCAUUGUAGCUUGACGUUGAGGUGCUGCGUUCACACGGAGGCCGUCCUAUAAAUAAAAUAAACCUUUGAGAAGCGUGCGGACCGCGGCUAAAACAAGCUAACGACGCAGCCGCAGCGUGCUCCGUCAGUGGAUGUAAGCUACGCUGGUGGCGUCGUUUGACAGCUAACGCUAACUAGCUCGUCCCUUUGGUAUUCACAGCCAGUUUCAAAACAAACCCCGAGACCCAGCUGUCACCUCCAGAGCAACUUGUAUGAAACAUUUCGGUGUGUUCAGAUGGUGUUUGAUAGGCUGAGUCGAUGCUUAGAUAACGGUAUUCUGAAGCUGUCAGCAGGGUUGGCUGCGUUUGGACUUAAGUUAACUACUAAGCAGCAGGUAAGGGACGUGGUUCAGUCAGUACAAUCAGGUUCAAGUCUUUCUUUGAAGCUUGGAUUUAAAUGUCCGAGAAGAGUUCAUCGUCCGGUUCGGACGAGGAUGUGGAGCCGGAGUCCGGGCAGCAUGUGGAGCUCGGAGGCGUUUUGAGCAAGUGGACAAACUACAUACACGGAUGGCAAGACAGAUGGGUGGUGUUGAAAAACAACACCUUGAGCUACUACAAGUCGGAGGAUGAACGGGAAUACGGCUGCAGGGGCUCUCUGUGCCUCAGCAAGGCUGUUAUCACACCUCAUGAGUUUGACGAGUGUCGUUUUGACAUCAGUGUGAACGACAGUGUUUGGUACCUCAGAGCUGAAGAUCCCGAGCACAGACUCCAGUGGAUUGAGUCAAUAGAGCUGCACAAGGCUGAGUCUGGUUAUGGUUCAGAAACCAGUCUCAGGCGUCAUGGUUCCAUGUUGUCUCUCACCUCAGCAGCCAGUGCCUUGUCUGCCACAUCCACAUCCUCCUUCAAGAAGGGGCACAGGUUGCGUGAGAAACUAGCGGAAAUGGAAACUUUCCGGGACAUUCUGUGCAGACAAGUGGACACACUACAGAAAUACUUUGACUCCUGCGCUGAUGUUGUCUCCAAAGAUGAAUUUCAGAGGGACAGAGUAGAGGAGGACGAGGAAGACUUUCCUACAACUGCAAGACCCGAUGGUGAACAUAAUCACAACAACAAUGGCAGCAAAGAGAAAUUGUUUCCCCCUGCCAGUCCAAAGAGUACGAAUGGAAUAGACUUCAAGGGUGAGGCCAUCACCUUCAAGGCCACCACAGCAGGCAUCCUCUCUACCUUGUCCCACUGCAUCGAGCUGAUGGUCAAACGAGAAGACAGCUGGCAGAAGAGAGUGGAUAAGGAGCUCGAGAAGAGGAGGAGAGUAGAAGAUGCCUACAAGUCUGCUAUGAAUGAACUAAAGAAAAAGUCACACUACGGAGGCCCAGACUACGAGGAGGGGCCCAACAGUCUGAUCAAUGAGGAUGAGUUCUUCGAUGCGGUGGAAGCUGCACUGGACAGACAGGACAAGAUAGAGGAGCAGUGCCAGUCAGAGAAAGUCAGGAUACCACGACUAACUCCAGUUCCUCCAGGAGACGUAUACUCAACCAUUGGUACACAUCGAUUUGCCACCAAGCCCCAUAGCCAUUCUUCUUCCCUGUCUUCCGUUGAGCUAGUCAGUGCUUCAGAUGACAUUCACAGAUUCAGCGCUAAGGUGGAGGAGAUGGUGCAGAAUCAUAUGACCUACUCUCUUCAGGACAUGGGUGGAGAUGCCAACUGGCAGCUUGUAAUAGAAGAAGGAGAGAUGAAGGUUUACAGGCGAGAAGUAGAGGAGAACGGUAUUGUGCUGGAUCCUCUCAAAGCUACACAUUCUGUGAAGGGGGUGACAGGACACGAGGUCUGCCACUACUUCUGGGACACGGCUGUCCGAAUGGACUGGGAGACCACCAUUGAAAAUUUCAACGUCGUGGAAACGCUCUCAGAUAAUGCUGUCAUUGUUUACCAGACGCACAAGAGAGUAUGGCCUGCCUCUCAGAGAGACGUGCUCUAUCUGUCAGCCAUCAGGAAGAUCUUAGCAACAAAUGAAAAUGAUCCCGACACAUGGCUGGUUUGCAACUUCUCUGUGGACCAUGACAAUGCCCUUCCCACAAACCGGUGCGUUCGUGCCAAAAUCAAUGUCGCUAUGAUCUGCCAAACGCUGGUCAGCCCACCAGAGGGAGAUAAAGAGAUCAGCAGAGACAACAUCCUUUGUAAGAUCACCUACGUUGCCAAUGUAAACCCAGGAGGCUGGGCUCCCGCCUCGGUCCUCAGAGCCGUGGCCAAGAGAGAGUACCCAAAGUUCCUCAAACGCUUCACCUCCUACGUCCAGGAGAAAACGGCUGGAAAGCCCAUCCUCUUCUGAACACAAAGAGGCUUGCGAGGGGUCCACUGGAGAAAUGACAUUGUUCAUUGUUGAAUCGGCUCUCAAUGACUACAUGACUCAUUCACAUAUCAAUUUGAAUGUGUUGUCCAACUACUACAUUCAGGACACUAUAUCAUUCAGGACAUCCCGCGGGACACCUGCUUGUAGAAGAGACUGGUUUUACAGCUUUACUCCAUCAGUAGUUGUCAUCCCAGCCACAUUAACAUGGCUUAGCACCUGUUGGUCAUGGGUACAUUUGUAUGUAAAUUUAAGAGUUUCCUAAGUGGUUUUUGAAUUCUUGUUACCAAUUAUUUGCUUGUUUUUGUAAAUUGUUUUGUACAUUUCUAAUGAUUACAUAAUUUCUGACUAUUUUGGGUUUGCUUUAAUCCCUAGUAUUACAGCUACUUGUUUUGCUGCUGCUAUAGUUACUACCAUGAGAGAGGAAAGUAGAUAUUGACAGGAAAAGCAUUGAUCAGGUGUGAUACAGUCCCUCCUCUUUCUUGCCUUCUCCUGUCUGGUGAAGACUCUCUCAGCAGUUUGAUAGGGGGCCAGAGCCUAAAGCUUUGAAAUCUUUAUAUUUCUAGGUUGUUAUAAAGUAGCUUUCGGGGAGCACCAGGGACACAAUGUAUUGUACAGAGAAAACCGUAUAUGUUUUCAGUUAGUUUACCAAUGUGAGAAAUGUGAAUUGACUGUUAAAUGCUUGAAUUUGGUGACAGUAAUGGGCUAAGGAAACCUGGAAUGGGAGCUUAAGAGCAUUCGCUAAGUCUAAAGUCAUGUUGGACAAUAUUUUUGACACGGUUAAUAGUGCUAAUCAAUAAUUGUAUGUCAAUAAUGGAGUUGACGUUCGUCUAUAGAUGCUAGGUUGCGGCCUGUAAGUAUAUAUCUGUAUUUAACUCCACGUAACACGGUUUCUGACAGAUAAUUGCAGAUGGCCAGCCAUAGUGUCUGAUGUACAGAUUCCUCUCUUUAAUUGAGAGACGACUGUAUACAUUUUGGGAACCCUAGGUUGUUUUUCACCACUUUAAGGCCCCUGAUGAGGCAGAAAAAAUUCAGUCUGUGCAUUCAUGAGUGUCAGGUUUGUAAAUUAGUCCGACUGCUAUUGUAAGGAUAAGGUAAAAUUGUAAAAUGUUGAGUAGGACAUCAUCUGUACCUUAGAUUCUAAGUCAUAUUCUAACAUUACAUUUCACAUGCCACACUACAGUGCAGUGGCCUCCUGCCCUUUGACUGAUACUACCCCCAGAAUGCCUUAGACACCAGGAAGAACCCUAAAAUUCCUGGAUAUCUUUACUGUACAGUCACCAGAUGUGCAUUUAUCAACACUGAAAUGAAGUGGGGAGGGGGGGCGGGGGGAGGGUCAGCAUUUCAUAUCAUCUUACCUCAAGAUUUAAAUUUACUCAAGAUUGUGUUUGAUGCCAUCUUAGGUUGGGAGUUUUGCAAUCAGUAGAUCUGCAUGGUUAAAAAUUCACCAUCAGAUUUUCAGUCCAAGGGGUCAGAGGUUAGAAAGGAUCUGGAUAAUUGUUUUGCUGAUGAUUACAAGAGCUAGAUCUAUGAGCAAUGUCAGCUUAAGAACGCCUCCAGUGUUUUUAAUUUUGAUAUUUUGUCACUAAUCUACACACUUUGUAUAUUUCUAAGUUGUACAUCAGAAGUGUUAUUAUUUGCACUAAAUGUAAUGCAAUUUGACAAUGUUCUGUAAAUUAAAAUUGUUA